AUGGCGACUUCUUCCUCUUCCCCUUCAAUCAAAAUUGACAGUUUGCUUGGGAUGAUUACUCUUCGUCUCAAGGACGAUAAUUUUCACAAGUGGAGUUUUCAAUUGGAAUCCGUUCUUCAGGGUUAUGAUCUUUUUGGGCAUUUUGACGAAACUGAUAUUGCUCAUCCUCGCUUUGCUAUUGUUGAUGAGGUGGGUGUUACAUCUGAAGUUACUGCUGCUUACAAGGAUUGGAUUCGCACCGAUAAGGCUUUACUCAGUUUGCUCAUUGCCACUCUCUCUGAUGAGGCCAUAGAGUAUGUUAUUGGCACCAAGACUGCUUGUGACGCCUGGCUAAGUCUUUCUGAUCGUUAUGCGUCGAUUUCUAGGGCACGAAUCAAUCAUUUGAAGACUGAAUUACAGACGGCCCAGAAGGGUGGAGACUCGAUCGAGCGCUUUCUCUUGCGUUUGAAAACGGUCCGUGACCAAUUAGUUCAAGCUGGGGUUAAGGUGUCUGAUGAUGACUUUAUGAUUGCUACUCUUAAUGGCCUCCCUCAGGAAUAUGACAUGAUCAAGACGGUUUUGAUUGCAAGGGAUACUCCAAUUUCUUUGAAGGAUUUUCGCGCUCAAUUGCUAGCUGCAGAGCAAACUGUAGAAGCUCGAUUGGUUCCUCACUCUGCGAUGUUUGUUACUCCGUCGUCUUCGUCAUAUGCUUCUGUGAAUGCUAUGGGCCUUUCUAAUUAUGGUAUGGGUUUAUUGCCUACUCUAUCUUCUUUACCAGUUGCCUAUAUGGGGUCCUAUGAUCGGUCUGUUCUGCCAUCAUUAGAUCGCAAUUUUGGUUCAAGACCUGUUCUUGGUAACAAUGGUGGUUUUAGUCGUUUUAACGAUCAUCAACAUCACGGUAUUGGCAAUAGCCAGCACGGAGGUUUUUCUGGUUUUCCUAAUCAUUCUGGUUCUGGAAGAGCAAACGGGGGUCACACGGCUGCUAAUUGUUAUUUUCGCCAUGAGGCAAGCUCUUCUAGGCAUGGGUCUCAGGUUAUUGAAUGUCAAAUCUGUGGUAAGAAGGGUCAUGGAGCCUUGGAUUAUUUCCAUAGAUCCAACUAUGUCUAUCAGGGUCAAGCUCCUCCUUCCAACCUUUCUGCUAUGACUGCCCAAACUUCCUAUGUGCCUGAUCAAGUCUGGAUUGCAGAUAGUGGGGCUUCUCAUCACAUGGUGUCUGAUAUUUCCUCAUUAAAUCAUGUUGCUCCUUGUGAAUCUACAGAGCAAGUGAUUGUUGGUAAUGGAGAAGGUUUGAAAAUUAAACACAUUGGUACCACUGCCAUUGCCUGUGCUUCUACUUCUCUUAAACUGCCAUCAGAUCGAGUCACCAAGACAAUCCUCCUAAAAGGUCGGAGUAACAAUGGAUUGUAUCCAAUUCCCUCUGUUGUAUCCUCUCAUUGCUUGUCCAAGAAAGUAGCUUUGCUUGGUCAACAUGUUAAGUCUUCCAUUUGGCAUCACAGACUUGGCCAUCCAACGAAUGAAGUGGUGCAAUCAAUGCUUAAAGCCUCUGGUUUGCAGUGUGCAAAUGACUUUUCAAAUUCGAAUCCCUUGUGUUCAGCUUGUCUUCAAGGGAAGAUGCAUCGGCUUCCAUUUCCUAUUAGACAUAGUAGGUCUGAAAUUCCUUUUCAUACAGUUCAUAGCGACGUAUGGGGACCUUCUCAUUACAAAUAUGUGAGGAGUGAUGGUGGUGGUGAGUUUCUUAGCAAGGUUUUUACAGAUUUUUUGGCUUCUAAGGGAAUUGUGCAUCGUUUGUCCUGCCCUUAUACUCCGCAGCAGAAUGGACUGGCAGAGCGGAAGAAUAGGCAUAUUAUUGAAACAGCCAUUACCCUGUUAACUGCAGCAGCCUUGCCAGGUCAGUUUUGGUUUCAUUCCACUGCUCAUGCUGUGUAUCUUAUAAAUCGAAUGCCCAGCUAUGUUUUACAUAAUCAGUCUCCUUAUUUUUGUUUAUUUGGCCAUCAUCCUGAUCUUGCUUCUUUGAAAAUAUUUGGUACUGCGGUAUAUCCAUAUCUGAGACAUUAUAAUGUGCAUAAGUUACAACCGCGAACCACUCAGUGCGUGUUCUUGGGAUAUUCACCUGGUUACAAGGGAGUUAUUUGCUACAAUCGAAUUACUGCAAAAUGUGUAAUCUCAAGGCAUGUUCUUCAUGAUGAAGCUAUAUUUCCUUUUAAGCAAAUUAACCCUGGUAUAUGUGGGCAGUCUUCUCAGUUUUCUUCUACUGCAUCAGUGGCUCCUGUCAUUGUUUCUCUGCCUUCAAGGCCUUAUCAAGCUUCUCUUAAUGCUCAAGAUCCAUCGUCUCUAGCCUCUGAUACACAAGUAUCUACUUCUCAGUCUCAGUCCAUCUCAUCUACUCAUGAGUCUUUAUCUCCCAUCCAACAUCAAGCAUCGUUGGAUGAUAUUCUGGUGGCUUCUACAGGUUCUGUACCUGUGUUGAAUGAACAACAAUUACAAGUUAUGUUUCCGUUUGAGGUCUCUGAUGCUUCCUCUUCUUCUGUUAGCACUCAGGACAAAUCAAUUUCUAAUGCUUCCUCUUCUUCUGUCAGUACUCAAGACUCAUCGGUUUCUUUAUUUCCUAUCAAUAAUCAUUCCAUGAUUACUCGGGCCAAAAAUGGUAUAGUUCAAAACAAACAGUUUCCAGAUUAUCAAGGUUAUUUUACAUGUCUUCAUGCUAUUCCUGAAUUAGAUGAGCCUUCUAGUUUUAAGGUGGCCUCUUUUUCUUCUGAGUGGAGGCAGGCUAUGAAAGAGGAGAUUGAUGCUCUUCAUAUGCAAGGCACAUGGCUUUUAGUUCCUAAUCCAGGUGAUAAAAAUAUUAUUGGCAGUAAGUGGGUUUAUAAAAUAAAGAGAAAUCCAGAUGGUACAGUGGGUAGAUAUAAGGCUAGACUUGUUGCUCAGGGGUUCAGUCAAGAGCCUGGUUUUGACUUUGGGGAAACCUUCAGUCCUGUUGUUAGACACACAACAGUAAGGUUAGUAUUAAGCAUAGCUGCUAUGAACCAGUGGAAACUACGACAACUUGAUGUCAAGAACGCUUUCCUACAUGGCGAUCUUGAAGAAGAAGCUCCAAGGGCAUGGAAUGCCAAAUUCACAGGUUCUAGUGAUCAGUUGAUUCAAAGAGUGGUUACAGACUUAAGUGAGGUGUUUGAAAUGAAAGAUAUGGGGCAGCUCACUUUUUUCUUAAGUCUGCAGAUUUCCUAUAAUUCCUCUGGUGACAUAUUCGUGAGUCAAACUAAGUAUGCCAAGGAUCUACUACAUAAAGCCGGCAUGAGUUCAUGUAGAGCUUGUGCAACACCUUGUAAGCCACACACUCAAGUGUUACAGACUGAUGGUGAGCCCUUGGCAGAUCCCACUAUUUUUCGCAGUCUAGUAGGUGCUUUACAGUAUCUAACAUUUACAAGACCUGAUCUGGCCUAUGCUGUGAAUCAUGUGUGUCAAUAUAUGAAUAAUCCUACUGAGGUUCACUAUUUUUUGGUGAAGCGUAUUCUCAGAUAUGUACAGGGUACAUUAGAAUAUGGAAUCAGUUUUACAAAGGGUCCUUGGCAGCUUAAUGCAUACAGUGAUGCAGAUUGGGCAGGGGAUAUCAAUACUAGAAGAUCUACAACCGGAUCUGUAGUAUUCUUGGGUAGUAAUCCUAUCUCCUGGCAGUCCAAGAAGCAAGGUUCUGUGUCUAGGAGUUCAACAGAGGCAGAAUACAGGGCCUUAGUAAACACAGCUGCUGACUUGUCAUGGAUUCGACAGGUUCUCUUGGAUCUGAAGAUGUUUCUGCCAGAUGCUCCUCUUAUGUAUUGUGACAACUUAUCAGCACUGGCUUUAAGCUCAAACUCAGUUUACCAUUCUCGAAUUAAGCAUUUGGAUAUAGACUUCCACUUUGUGAGAGAGAAGGUACAAAGAAAGGAUCUUAUUGUCCAGUACAUACCUACUGAAGAACAAAUAGCAGAUGUUUUUACAAAGGGGUUACACAGUCCCAUUUUCUUACAGCACUGUCUUCAUCUUAGACUGAGGAGUUCAGCUAGGUAG
Messenger RNA from Prunus armeniaca (apricot), 4023 nucleotides. The record is from the annotation of a GenBank genome assembly. Lineage: Eukaryota; Viridiplantae; Streptophyta; Magnoliopsida; Rosales; Rosaceae.